Molecule: messenger RNA, 3769 nt
Organism: Danaus plexippus (monarch butterfly)
Lineage: Eukaryota; Metazoa; Arthropoda; Insecta; Lepidoptera; Nymphalidae
Gene: Phlpp
Product: protein phosphatase PHLPP-like protein
Exons: 7
Coding region: 40-3726 (1228 amino acids)
Molecular function (GO): protein binding
Source: RefSeq, a predicted model, not a curated record
UUACGGCGUCGGCUCCCGCGCCUCGCGACCAUUUGCGCCAUGGUCUGUGACGACGGCCUCACUCCAUCGCCUCUUAUCUCACGCAAAUCGCUUCGAAGACUAGCAUCAACAAGAGGAUUCAAACCGCGCUCUGAAUCAACCUGGAUCCGCGUAUUUGAUGGUCUUGAACCUUAUGCUGUGGAUGCGCCGAGCAAGCUCGUAAAAGUGUCCCCCUAUACUACCGUCGAAGACAUAAACAAGAAACUUGGCUUCAAUGAAGAAUUGACGCUAUGGGUGCAGAUAGGAGGAGAAAAUUCUCGACGGCUGGAAUUGAACGAGUUCCCAUUCCAAAUACAAGAGAAGUUUUUAAUUAACAAUGGUUGGAAGUCAGAGGCUAGGCGACAGCGGCUUGCGGUAGAUCCGGAGUUACGUCACAGUCUGCGCUGGUGUGCAGGACCUUCCAGUCGGUCUGGUGGUGUCCUGCGGUCAGGCACUGUUUAUGUUUUAAAAGGGCACGUGUUCCCACAAUGGAAGCCCCGACAGGCCCACAUUAUUGGAUCGCAAUUACAUACACACGGUGUGUCCUGGGAUAUGUUGGAGCUCAGUGGAGGUAGUAUUGAAAUGUGUCAACCGAAAGCUCAGAAACUAGUCCUCUGCGUAAAGCUUCUUUGUCAAGGCAAUGGUGUACUUGACACGGGAGUCAAUCAUUUAUUUCUGGGGUUCAAUACAAUUUGGGAGCGUAAUAUGUGGUGCCGUUGGUUAAAAGAGGGCACUCAAAGUACACAGCCACCAAAUGUCUUAGACUUGAGCGGUGGCGGACGGUCCUGUCUGCCCGUAGCUCUAAACCAGCACGCCUCAGAUGGGUUCGCGGUGAGAGUUUUAAGGAUGCGGAGCAACACUCUACCAGCCUUGCCUCCUCAAACGUGCAAUCUGAUAGCCCUAACUCAUCUCGAUGUGAGCGACAAUAAAAUCAUUGAGCUACCAAAGGAGAUUUCACAUCUAACGCAAUUAGAAGAAAUAAACGUGAGCAACAACGAAAUUAAGUCGCUGGACUGUCUCUUACGACUUCCUCGUCUACGAACUGUCGUAGCUGCUAGAAACCUGAUCACGCAAUUCGGAGUCAAUGACACUAGCCAAAUGGGUUUUCUAGAGGAAAAUAAAUCAGAAUAUCGUGCACCGCUAACGAAUGUCGACCUCCGAUACAAUAAACUAAAAGGAAGCAUAAUUCUUGGUAAUUAUGAGCAUCUGGUGACUCUUGAUGUCUCUCAUAACUCCAUUGAGGUUUUGGUGCUUUCAUCGCUGCGUGGACUACGGGAGCUGUAUGCUGCUCAUAAUUCUAUCCAGCACUUGGCCUUGCAUGGUGCUUCGUUACGAGUCCUACAUGCUCCAUACAAUAAUAUGGAGAAUUUGACAACAAUGGUGCCACCAAUAAAUUUAGUGGAGAUGAACCUGACAUAUAAUAAGUUAUCAUCUUUACCACAGUGGAUCAGUGGUUGUUCAGAUCUGACCAAACUCUUUGCAAGUAAUAAUCGACUAACGUCCCUUCCAGAACAUUUAUUUUGUAGUGAACUCUCAAGUUUGAGUCACCUACAUUUAGCACAUAAUAAAAUAAUCAAUUUUCCAUCUAUGCCUCGACUGAGGUCACCCUUGAAGGAACUACUUCUUCAUGAUAACUGUAUUCAGUCAUUGCCAGAAAAUUUCUUUUCCAUUUGUGAUAGGCUCUGUAUUUUAAACUUAUCCAAUAAUAGAUUAAGUCGACUACCUCGAGUAAGAGGAGCAUCUCCACAUUGCUUAGAGAACCUAUACUUAACAGCCAAUUGCUUAACCGACGAUGUAAUAGAUGUCAUAAUUACAUUUCGUGGUCUUAAAAUAUUACACAUUGCACAUAACUGCCUUACCAACCUCCCUGAAACAUGUUUAAAUUAUUGGCCAGAAAUUGAAGAACUGGUUCUUUCUGGUAAUUCACUCUCGAAAUUGCCAGACAAUUUGCCACAGAUGAAUAACAUAAAAAUUGUGAGGGCACAUUCAAAUCGUCUUCGCUCAGUUCCAAUGUUUGCUUGCAGUGCUAGCGUUAAAAUUCUAGACUUUGCUCAUAACGAACUGGACAGCAUUGAUCUGCGUCUUUUAGCACCGAAGCAAUUAAAAUUUUUAGACAUAUCAUGUAAUAAGAAGUUACAAAUGAAUCCCUCGCAGUUUAACGCUUAUAAAUGUCAACGACCUUUAAGCCUAGUUGAUGUCACUGGACAACAUGGAAAUUCUUUAUCGCAAAAAAAUAAUUUUCAUGAAGAAUUAAGUGGUGGGACCCCGUGGGUAACUGGUUUUUCGGAAUGUCCAAAUAAAAAGCUUCUCCUAUCUUGUGCACAAAUACGACUUCCAUCGUUUUGUAACAAGGAAGGCUUAUUUGCUAUAAUUGACGGGGAAACAGAUAUCGAGGUCCCAAGAAUACUACAGUCAUGUCUUCCAGGACUACUACUUGAAGAAAAAUCUAUUAAGGAAACAGUCAAUGAAUAUAUGAAAUAUGUUAUACUAGCUGCACAUAGAGAAUUGAAACAAAAAGGACAGACAAAAGGUGCAUGUCUUGUUAUGUGUCACUUGUCUCCUAUUAGUACCCCCGAUAAUAGUUUUGGACAAUCUAUAAGACGAUAUAAUAUAAGAUUAGCGAAUGUCGGCAAUACAAAAGCAGUGUUAAGUCGUCGUAAUGGCCCUUUAUGUUUAGGUAUAGAUGAUAAUAAACGAUUAGGUUAUUCUUCAAGAUACCCAAUUAAUGUACCUGAUCCCGAUAUUAUACAAACUGUAAUUAAAGAAGACGAUGAGUUUUUAAUAUUAGGAAACGCUAAAUUUUGGGAAUCCGUUACAGUCGAUACUGCAAUAUCAGAAGUGAGGGCUGAACGGAAUCCAGUAUUAGCAGCAAAGAGAUUACAAGAUUUGGCUCAAAGUUAUGGAAUAGAAGAUUGUAUAUCGGUGGUAAUCGUAAGAUUUGAUACAGUUCGUUCUGAUGUAGAUUUAUUAAUGCGAGAAUUACGACAUACGAUCAACACAAACAAACCUAUAUGUAAUCCUGACUGCUGUUGCUCUCGUUUAGAACCAUGUUGCCAUUCUAUCUCACCACCAAAAUCAAAUAGCGAUAGAUCUUCUCCAAGUGGACAAAGCGAUCGGCCUUCUAGUGAAACAGUUAGUCAUCAGCACUAUGCCAGUGUACGUUCUCAUAAUAGGGCCUCAGAAAGAAAACCAAGAGGCGGAGUUGCACGAGCAAUUCGAGUACGAGUUGAAGAAGAUAAAGAGACUGAAAAAAAUAUUGACGAUGUUCCCUCUUCAGAUGAACAAUUCAAAUGUUGGGAAUAUAUGCUGGAGCAAAAUACACAAAUGAUAUUUGAUAAAGAGCUAGAUAAUCUUUCAAAAGGUAUCAAAUCAAAUUCAAGUAGUUUAAGAAAUUUAAAGGGACUCUCAGGAAGUAGUCCCCAACUACAUCUAAAUACGAAACAAUCAAAACUACCGUUUCUCUCAAAACAUUUCGGGAGUGCUAGAUCUUUCGGUAGUAAUAUAAAGCCUGAGUUUCGUUUCGGUUCAGGAAGAAUGCCUAAUGGUGGUCCAAAUGCUGCUUACUUUGGUUCACUUCAAAGGUUAAUGCCUUAUCAUUUAGAAUACGAUUUCGCGGUUAUUCAAGAAAAACAAACACAAUCACAGGACUCUCUUGAUCUCGAGGGCCGGAUGCAACAAUAUUGGGGAGUUGCAACAACUGAACUUUAAUACAUAACGCUAUUGUAAAUAAAAAACUUACAUUAAAUUACAA